AUGUUGUUCGCUGUCUCUCUUGCUCUGGCUGCUGCCGCCUCCGCCGUCACGGCAUCGCCUGUUGAGCCUAGAACCAAAACCACUGUUCUGCCCCUGAAACACGUCUCCAACGUCAGCUCAGUCAAGAACAUCGUUCAAAAAGGCCAGUCCCGCAUUCAAAAGAUCAACGGCAAGCACACAGCCGCCCGCGUCAAGGCUCGAGCCAGCUCUGGCUCGGUCACCAACGAGGAUGUUACCUACGUCGCCCCGGUCGUGAUUGGUGGUAAAACCUGGGAUCUCAUCGUCGACACUGGAUCUUCCAACACUUGGUGUGGUGCCUCAACCUCUUGCGAGCCAACAUCAACCGGCAAGUCUACUGGCGGUACUGUCUCCGUCACCUACGGCUCUGGCUCGUUCUCUGGCAAAGAGUACACAGACAAAGUCAGCUUCGGUGGUUUAUCCGUCACAUCGCAGUCGAUUGGCGCUGCUACCUCGGCGUCCGGCUUUUCUGGUGUCGAUGGCAUCAUCGGCUUUGGUCCCGUUGAUCUCACUGAGGGCACCGUCUCCAACGUCAAUUCGGUCCCAACCUUUAUGGACAACCUCUAUAGCCAGGGAUCCAUUUCCACUGAAGUCCUCGGUGUCUAUUUCAAGCCCGAGUCUGGAAGCGACACUGCUGACACCAAUGGAGAGCUGACUCUCGGUGGCGUUGAUACCUCCAAGUACACCGGCUCGCUCACGUACUUCUCGGCGCUCACAAGCGGCACUGCCUCUGCAUACUGGGGUAUCUCAAUUGCCAGCUUCACCUACGGCUCGACUACCCUUGCGUCGUCCGCCACUGGUAUUGUUGACACUGGCACGACCCUCAUCUACAUCCCAACCAGUGCCUACAACAAGUUCUUGACUGCUACUGGCGGCAAGACCGACAGUUCAUCUGGCCUAGCCGUGUUCACCACAAAGCCUACUUCGAACUUUGGCAUCAAGUUCGGGUCAACGACCUACACCCUUACCCCGGCCCAGUACUUGGUUCCGACUGCCCAGUACAGCUUCUAUGGUCUGAGCUCUAGCAAGUACUACGCUUGGAUCAACGAUGGUGGCAGCUCUGGUGUGAACACCAUCAUUGGCCAGAAGUUCCUUGAGAACUACUACUCUGUCUAUGACACCACCAACGGCCGCAUCGGUUUUGCUACUGCUGCCUGA
Messenger RNA from Ilyonectria robusta, 1176 nucleotides. RefSeq names its product aspartic peptidase domain-containing protein. The coding region runs from base 1 to 1176 and encodes 391 amino acids. Lineage: Eukaryota; Fungi; Ascomycota; Sordariomycetes; Hypocreales; Nectriaceae. Gene Ontology annotation, molecular function: aspartic-type endopeptidase activity. The record is from RefSeq and is a predicted model, not a curated record. The transcript has 2 exons. Gene Ontology annotation, biological process: proteolysis.